GAUCGUGUUACGGGAGACUCCAGCUCCGAGACAUCUGCUCCGCCGUGAACACAACAGAGCGCGUCCCCGCGUCUCCUGCGACCGAUCCUGUUGCACCCCUCCUCCUCCUCCUCCUUCUCCACCUCCUCCUCCUCUUGCCCUGUUCCCUAGAAUUGUUGCUCUCUCGGUUUAUUUGUGUCAACGCAGUGAUCAUGAGGAGCCACCGUGCGUGCGUCCCCCGGCUGUAGCUGAACCCGGUCGAAGCGCGUCCCUGCUCCAUCCGACCUGUGCCACCGAGAGGCGGCGGAGCGAGAAGCAGCAGGAGCGACCGGUGCCAUCGAGCAGCAGCAGCAGCAGCAGCAGCAGCACAUUUCUUUUUUCUUUUUGUCUGUGCGCUCCGCAGGCUGCUGGUGGUUGGGUUGUGCGGCUUCGCAUCCUCCCCGGUGUCGCCGGCUUCGUUGUUGUUAGGCGAGGACAGAGAAAUGCGCAUGAACCGAACAAAGAUCCACACGUCCGAUGUUUGAAAACGUUUCAACAGAGGGAUAUUUAGUCUGAUUUUUUUUGUCUUUCUACGAGUUAUUGUUGGUUCCUGACACCAUGGAGUCGGUGGAGAAGGAGUGUGGAGCGCUGGGUGGAUUAUUCCAGGCCAUCGUGAACGACAUGAAGAGCUCCUACCCCGUCUGGGAAGACUUCAGUGCCAAGGCCACAAAGCUGCACUCUCAACUCAGGACCACAAUUCUGGCUGCAGUGGCCUUUUUAGAUGCCUUUCAGAAGGUGGCGGACAUGGCUACCAACUCCAGAGGUGCCACCAGGGACAUCGGCUCAGCUCUGACCAGGAUGUGCAUGCGACACCGCAGCAUUGAGACAAAACUACGCCACUUCACCAACACUCUUAUGGAAGGCCUGGUUACACCGCUCCAGGACAGGAUAGAGGAAUGGAAGAAGACGGCCAACCAGCUGGACAAAGACCAUGCCAAAGAAUACAAGAGGUCUCGUCAGGAAAUCAAACGGAAGUCUUUAGAUACCAUAAAACUCCAAAAAAAAGCAAGAAAAGAGCUUCUAGGCCGGGGGAAUCUGCGCCCCCAGCUGGACAGCGCCAUGCAGGACGUCAGCGACUUGUACCUGCUGAUGGAGGAGACGGAGAAGCAGGCGGUGCGCCGAGCCCUGCUGGAGGAGAGAGGCCGCUACUGUUCAUUCAUCAACUUGCUGCAGCCUGUCGUGAACGUGGAGAUCGCCAUGCUGGGGGAGAUAACACACUUACAGGCCAUUGUUGAUGACCUCACGGUGUUGACUGAAGACCCACACAAGCUGCCACCGGCCAGCGAGCAGGUCAUCAGGGACCUCAAAGGCUCCGACUAUAGCUGGUCUUACCAGACUCCUCCCUCUUCCCCCAGCAGCGCCGGCUCCCGGAAGAGCAGCAUGUGCAGUCUCCUCCAGAUGCCCUCUGCAGGAGCCCAUCGCCUCAGCAGCGUCUCCUCCCACGACUCGGGCUUCGUCUCCCAGGACGCCAACACCCAUUCAAAGCCUCCAUCGCCGAUGCCCUCUGAUAUCACCAGCCAGAAAUCGACAAGCUCAGCCUCCUCUGAGGCUUCAGAAACCUGCCAGUCUGUCAGCGAGUGCAACUCUCCCACCGCGUUUGGCUCAUGCUCAUCCUUCGGUACCUUCCGCCCUGCUUUCUCUCACACUGGCACCAUCAGGCCUCUCUCUGUCAUACUUCCUGCGUCCCCCACAUUUAACCACUCCCCCGGAUCCAACACCCCCUCUCCCACAUCAAAGGUUCCUAGCUGGAAGGACUGGGCCAAGUCGAGUUCCUGCGAACCGUCGCUGGCUAGCACUCUGCAGCGUAGGAGGGAGUCCGUGGAAAAGAUGAGAGAGCUGGAGGCUCCGCCCAGUCCACAGGGGUAUUCUAGGAUGCAAGCAGACGAUCCACACAGAGGGAGGAGUGGUCUAGGAACUAUUACAGCCAAGCACGGCGAGCCGCUGUCUCCAGCAGCCAGCACUUUAGCGAUGGUCCUGACCAGAGGAUUGAGUAUGGAGCAGCAGAAGAGCAGCAGAGACUCUCUGCAGUACUCCAGCGGCUACAGCACACAGACCAACACCCCCUCCUGCUCCGAGGACACCAUACCCUCCCAAGGUUCUGACUACGAAUGCUACUCUCUCAACGGCGAUGCUGACAGUGAGGGGCAGGCAGACUUUGACAAAUCCUCCACCAUCCCACGCCACAGUAACAUUGCUCAGAGCUACCGCCGCAUGAUCCAGACCAAGAGGCCCGCCAGCACGGCAGGUCUCCCUGCAGGUAAGAGCCUGCAGGGAACUCCCAACAGUGCCGGCGGCAGCGGCCCUACAGCCAUCACCUCAGGGACGGCCACCAUUCGGCGGACGCCAUCCUCCAAGACCGGAGUGAGACGCACACCGUCUACAUCCGGCCCCAUUCCCAUCAGGCCCCCCAUCGUUCCAGUCAAGACCCCGACGGUGCCAGAUUCCCCGGGGUACGCCAGCCAGUCCCAGCAUCGCGUAGGCAGCGAGGAGUUUCUGUACGGUGACGACCCAACCGCUUGUGACUACAUGAGGGCUUCUCCGAAGCGGAUGAGUCUCCCCGACACAGCUUGGGGCUGCGAAGGAGGAGGGGGGGGUGCAGACAGGACUGUUUACGCCCAGCAGGCCCCCGGCAUGGCCGCCCACAGCGCUGAGGAGGACCCUCUGCUCGCUGCCAACCGCCACAGCCUGGUGGAAAAGAUAGGAGAGCUGGCAGCCAGCGCCCACGCCCUCGGCGAGGGUCACUUCCCCUUCUCCAGCUCCCUGCCAGGAGAUCAAACCGGGUGUGCGCCCCAGGAGAUGUCCUCCGUGGGCCAGGAGGGUAUGGACAUGCUGGUGUCUAUACGCCGGGGGGUGAAACUCCGCAAGACGACAACUGACGACCGGUCGGCUCCCAGAAUCCUUCGGUAGUUGAGGGAGAUGAAAAGGCUGCGAAGGAAGCGGUUGCCAUGUCUUUUGUUAUUUUUUUUGUUGCUGUUUUUUUUAAUUUUUAUUUGUUUUUUACAAACUGAAGCUUUGUAGUGAAAUGAAACAGCACUCAUGUAAUACAUGAACUGAGGCACAAGUAACGUGUGGUGAAUGAAGGCCAGUCGUCAGAGUACUGAGUGACCGCGGACAAUGUCAAGUCAUUUCAUGUCAUGUAUGUAUCGCGUACGUACAAAGUAAUCCAUGUUUAUUUUGGUUUUUAUUCUUCAUGUUUUGUUUCCGUCUGUGGGAUUCGUGGCCGUGCAUCUCCGCUCCCCGUGUGACCAGUUUUUCUCCAGCCCACUUUGCUCCAUUUAGACCCAGCGAUCCCCUCGUCUCGGAUGAGGAUCGGACGCUCUGUGUAUUUGUUCUUGCUCUUAUGAUUAUUAUAAUAUUGUGCAUUUUUCUCAAUUAACACAGCCGCCUGUCCAGCGGGAAGGCGAUGGGCGCGGCGCUCUGUGAGCCCGCCCCCGUGUGUCGCGUUUCUCAUCGUUACUGUACAAGUACCGUAUUACUGUUACGUUCCAUAAAGCUGACCUGCAGCUCUGUAAGUCAUGUAAAAAUAGAAGCAAUAUGGCAGUGUUUUUAUUGCUGUACUGUGCUGUCAAUAUAUUCUGCGAUUAAACAGGCUUUUUACUGUUUAAA
Mugil cephalus (flathead mullet) is the source of this 3624-nucleotide messenger RNA. RefSeq names its product MTSS I-BAR domain containing 2a (gene mtss1la). The record is from RefSeq and is a predicted model, not a curated record. Gene Ontology annotation, molecular function: phospholipid binding; actin binding. The transcript has 16 exons. NCBI's taxonomy places the organism in Eukaryota, Metazoa, Chordata, Actinopteri, Mugiliformes, Mugilidae. Gene Ontology annotation, cellular component: actin cytoskeleton; cytoplasmic side of plasma membrane. Bases 577 to 2925 code for a protein of 782 amino acids. Gene Ontology annotation, biological process: plasma membrane organization; cell projection assembly.